Molecule: messenger RNA, 2960 nt
Organism: Homarus americanus (American lobster)
Lineage: Eukaryota; Metazoa; Arthropoda; Malacostraca; Decapoda; Nephropidae
Product: probable ATP-dependent RNA helicase DDX17
Exons: 11
Coding region: 16-2118 (700 amino acids)
Cellular component (GO): ribonucleoprotein complex; nucleus; cytoplasm
Molecular function (GO): RNA binding; RNA helicase activity; ATP binding
Source: RefSeq, a predicted model, not a curated record
CGGCACGAGGGCAAGAUGGGGUGGUUCGCGCGCCUGCCUUACAGACGGUCUUUCUCCGUGGGUCUCCAGCGUGCUACACCAACAUCGCUCGACCUGUCUGUCAAAUUUUCCAUCUGUAAACCCACAGUAGGAGCUAACACCUGCUCCAAACAAAGUUCAUUAAGUUUAUCUUACACAGAGAAAAGGAAACUCAACAACAUGUCAUACAGAAACCGCCGGUCUCGCUCCCGUUCUCGUUCUCGCUCGCGUGAUCGUCGACGCGAUAGUGAUGACUGGGGUGGUUCACGUGGUGGGUGGAGUGCUGCUGGUGGUGGACGACCGUCACUGAAGGGGAGGCAGCCAGGAGAGCGUCUACGGAAGCCGAGAUGGGACCUGUCCAGACUUACCCCCUUCGAGAAGAACUUCUAUCAACCCACACCGACCGUACUCAAUCGCCCAGCAUAUGAAAUUGAAAAAUAUAGGAAUGAAAAGGAAAUCACAUUACGUGGAAAGAAUAUCCCCAAUCCCAUCCAGUACUUUGGCGAUUAUAAUUUUCCGGAUUACGUUAUGGCUGAAAUACGAAGACAAGGGUAUGAACAGCCUACUCCAAUUCAGGGGCAAGGAUGGCCAAUCUCACUUCAGGGAAGGGACUUUGUUGGCAUUGCACAGACUGGUUCUGGUAAAACCUUAGGCUACAUUCUACCAGCAAUUGUUCACAUAAAUCAUCAGCCAUAUUUAGAACGAGGAGAUGGUCCAAUAGCUCUCAUCCUGGCUCCCACCAGAGAACUUGCACAGCAGAUCUUAACAGUUGCACAAGACUAUGGGGCCUCCUCAAAGAUCCGAUCCACAUGUGUAUUUGGAGGUGCACCAAAGGGACCACAGAUUCGUGAUCUGGAAAGAGGAGUUGAGAUUUGCAUAGCUACACCAGGACGUCUUAUUGACUUUCUUGAAGCAGGAAAAACAAAUCUCCGGCGUACUACGUAUUUGGUACUAGACGAGGCUGACCGCAUGCUGGACAUGGGUUUCGAGCCUCAAAUCCGAAAAAUAGUAGACCAGAUCCGGCCUGAUAGACAAACGCUCAUGUGGUCAGCAACAUGGCCGAAGGAGGUGAGGAAUUUAGCCGAGGACUUUUUAAAGGACUACAUACAGCUGAACGUUGGGUCAUUGUCCUUAGCUGCCAACCAUAAUAUCCUCCAGAUAGUUGAUGUGUGUCAGGAGAUAGAAAAGGAUAACAAACUCCGGCAGCUACUUGAAGAAAUCAUGGCUGAAAAGGAAAGCAAGAUCAUCGUGUUUGCUGAAACAAAAAGAAAAGUCGACGAUUUGACCAGGCGAAUGAGACGCGAAGGGUGGCCGGCAAUGUGUAUCCAUGGAGAUAAAUCUCAGCAGGAAAGAGACUGGGUUUUAAGUGAGUUCCGAUCUGGGAGGGCACCAAUCUUGGUUGCCACUGAUGUUGCUGCACGAGGGCUGGAUGUGGAUGAUGUGAAGUUCGUGAUCAACUACGACUACCCAUCAUGCUCUGAAGAUUAUGUACAUCGUAUCGGCCGAACGGGCAGAUCAGACAAGACGGGUACAGCAUACACAUUCUUCACAGCAGAUAACUGCAAGCAAGCAAAGGAUCUGAUAGAAGUGUUGAAAGAGGCCAAUCAGGUUGUUAACCCACGACUCUACGAGAUCAUGGACAUGUCACGAGGUGGUGGUGGCAAAGGGCGUAAUCGCUGGAGGGGGCGUGAUGAUGACAGGAGGGGAGGUUUUGGGCGCGAUCGUGAUCGUGGUCGUGUGGGUGGUGGUAGUGGUGGAAGGAACGGCUACAGCAAUGGAAACGGCUAUGGUACGUCUGAAGGGCUUGGAAGAUUUAACCAGUUUAGAGGCGGAGGCAAUAGCAAUGUUGUGCCCAAUGGGGUGGGUGCAGGCCAGGCCCGCCUGAAUGGGCCACCUCCACUCAUGGGGUCUGGUUCUGUGAAGGCCACAAUGGGCCAAGCAGCUUCCCAGAGCCAGUUGAAUGGCCCCCAGCGCUCCGUCCAGAACAUGGGAGCCAUGGCCAUGGGCAUGUUCAACCAGACUGCCUCCGUAGCUGGUACUGUUGGUGGCCUAGGCAUAAUGGGGGCCAUGCCUAGUGCACUGAACUGGCCGCGGCAGUGACCCCGUGGCUGCCCUAGUCAAGCUCCUGCCUCCUGCUCUCCAACUGGGGCCUUGCCAAGUGGCCGCCUCAACUCUUGCCUCGGCGACUCAUCAUCACCGUAACAAGUGUCAACCGAUCCUCUGAGUCUUCUUGUAACUCUGAACUGAUGAUGGGGCCUCACUUGGCAAGGUUUCUCAUCAUAGGUGUAUCUAAAAUAUUUCUUCUUGACCUUAGUAUAUUGUAUGCACAGAAUUGGAAUUUUCCCAUUCCAACAUGCUGAUGUAGUCUUUGAAAGUGAAUUUUUAAGAUGGCAUGGCAUGUUUGGCAAGUGAGGUGUUCUAUUCAGUAGUUAUCAGUAGUUAGUUUUUGAGUUUACUAUUGACGCUGUUGGUAUCUAUUACAGCUUACUGAAGCCCGGGCCGGAGGUGACCGCUUACCGCUGCACCAUCCCCUUUCUAGGAGAUUAGAGGUUGCGCACGUUACCACUAAGUACUUGACAGGCUUGGUUGUCAAGGGUAGGGAAAGUUCGGCUCACCCCAUCAUUACAGUGUGCGGACACCUGCGCCAUUCCUCCUUGUCUACGGGACUGCUGUCUGCUUAAGCCAACGACGUCAUUGUUAGUAAACCUCACUGUCCAAAAGCCGGUUGAGUUAGUCAUGUCAGCAUGUCGUUGAUUAUCAAAUAUUUUGUUUCCUUUUUUAACCAAAUAUUCCAUUGUAAUUUUAGGAAGUAUUUCCUAGUUUCUUUAUACUGUAUAGAGGAUAUUAUUUUUGAUUGUAUCAUUUAAAAAGAAAUUAUUUGUGUAUGGACCAAGAAACUUUGUAACCCUCUGAAUAAUUAAAUAAAAAGAAUAAUUGUAAAA